Parathielavia appendiculata is the source of this 576-nucleotide messenger RNA. RefSeq lists its product as uncharacterized. Bases 173 to 409 code for a protein of 78 amino acids. NCBI's taxonomy places the organism in Eukaryota, Fungi, Ascomycota, Sordariomycetes, Sordariales, Chaetomiaceae. The record is from RefSeq and is a predicted model, not a curated record. The transcript has a single exon.
CCACAGUGGCUUUAAAUGUCGCAGUGUCAUCAAACCACUCGUGUACUUAAGACUCUUCUCGAGGGCACCGCAGCGGUUUGAUGCGCGGAAGCGGCCGGCCGCCACGGAGCGAGAAGAGCAGGGUCGACAUGCUCUAGAGAAUCCAAAUCCAAAAUUGCACUCGGCCCCCCAUAUGAUUCUGUGUGAGAUGGCACGUUUGCUGCUCAUCGACAGUCGACGCGCAGAUGAUCACGUCCUCGCACAGAUCGCUGUCUGCAUCAUCUGUCACGAAGGGGGAAGGCUCCUUCGUGUACGCCACGUUGUGCUUGGCGCCCCUCUUGCGCUUGGCGGCUGGAGCGGUGUAUUCGCCGUUCAUGUCGCUGUCCCCCUUGCGUUUUCCUCCGACAACUUUUGUCACUGCCUGUCCUGAGGAGUGCUUUUCCAUAGCAUGCCGGAGGAGCUCCUUAAACCCAUAAAUCCCUUGCAUCUCUCCAGCCGGCAUUGUCGAAGGGACGCAUGCGGCGCACUCUAAAGGCUCUCCCAAUCUGUGGCUGUGCUGAGCGGUGAAAUGUCUCCGGAAGCCGGGCCCGAGGGCAC